Lolium perenne is the source of this 3757-nucleotide messenger RNA. Its product is annotated as beta-carotene hydroxylase 1, chloroplastic-like. Gene Ontology annotation, cellular component: chloroplast. NCBI's taxonomy places the organism in Eukaryota, Viridiplantae, Streptophyta, Magnoliopsida, Poales, Poaceae. The record is from RefSeq and is a predicted model, not a curated record. Gene Ontology annotation, biological process: xanthophyll biosynthetic process; carotene metabolic process. Gene Ontology annotation, molecular function: beta-carotene 3-hydroxylase activity.
GACCACCGUUGUGGCCAUCUAGAAAAAUCUUGCCCCCUGGAACCUCCUGCACUCACCACGGCGCUGUCCCCGUCCUGUGCCCAUGGCUUGCAGCAGUCGGUUGUAGUCGUCGUGGAUGCGUGCUGGAGAGGAGGCGGGCCGCUGGAGAGGGGGUGGGCGGCGGCGAGAGGCUGCUGCCUGAGCCGUCUGUCGAUUCCUGUCCGAUCUCAUCUUCAUGGUCGUCACGAGGCUGGAGGUUGCGCCAUUCCCUCUCGCCGCCUCCCUCGCCGGCGCGGCUAGCCUUCGGCCCAUCCUGCGCAUGGCAUCCGAUGGCAGGGCCAACACCGCGGAGGUGGACGAGACGGACGAGCCGACGGUGGCGGUACCAACAACUAUGACGGUGGUCAAGGCGAGGAAGGAGUCCGAGCGGCAGGCGUACCUGCUGCCCGCGGUGAUGUCCAGCCUCGGGAUCACCUCCAUGGCCGCCGCCGCCGUCUACUACCGGUUCGCCUGGCAGUGGCAAAUGGAGGAGGCAAGAUUCCAGCGACGGGAAUGCCGCGGUGAGCACACCUCAGGCACGCACCAACAGAAUCGAUGUGCAUUUUUGGUUAAUAUUUGCUAAUUUGUGGGGAUGGCUCACACAGGCUGGGAUGGAGUAUAUAAAUGUGUAGGAGGCUGAAGCUCCGCCCCUGUUACCAUUGGAUAUGUUUUCAGGUUAUUAGGAAUGACUCUCGCCAAAACCAUGUUGAUUUUCGUACCUUUGCUCUCUUUAUUCUUGCUGUGUUUGGACUGUUCAUAGUCUAGAUAGAUUUUGAAUAGUCGCAGUAGUAGCUGACUCUGCUCGAUGUGUAAGUCGUGCUUGGUUCCUAGCGCUCCUUCUACUUCCCUUUGAGCCCCUGGGGUGUCACCGCUGAAGAUGACUCAGUGGUAUAGCCAUGGUUGAUCUCCUUCUUUAUUUUCAUCUUUCUGUUCAGCACUUGUUUCUACGCUUUGCUGCUGCAGAAAAAUGCUUUUUAGGCUUCAGGUAUUUCAGUAACAAGGGACUGAUAAUAUUAAUCUUGAGAUUUUGGGAUGCUCCUAAUGGAGUUUCGUUUUUUGCGGGGAAACAGAGUUCAAAGUUUAGUUGAUGUGAUUAUUAGAAAAUUUAGUCAAUUCGUUGUUCCAUCUAUGUUUGACCAUCUGGUCUACAAGCCUUUACCUGUACAUAUUGUUUUGAUUGCUAAACUCAAAGUGCUUCUUUGUACUUACCUAGAAGACCCUUUUGACAGCAAAUGAAAUCCAAAUAUGCAAGAUUCCAUGAAUACAUUUAGCUGGAUAUUUGUUAUUCUUUUCAACUAAGAUACACUUUACAGUUUCUCCAUGUAGUGGGAUGCCUGAGAAGUUCAUCAAGUGAUCUUUCCAUGUCAAGACAUGUGUUAUUCUAGAGAUAGUGCAUAAAUAUGCUGAAGAUAGACUUUUUGACAGUUAAGGAUGCACGAGAUUGUACUAGCACUAAAAUUCAGUUUAUAAGAUUCUCUAGACAGUUAAUGAAGCAUGCUUAAUUUGUGUGUGGUGUUGGAAACUAUUGUGUGAUGUAAUGUAUCUUCAAUAGUUUUUCCUGUUAAGGUCGUGAAAACAGGUGAGAGAGCAUCUGGAGGAGACAAAUCAUCUCCUGCAUCAUUCAUUUCUGUUAUACAUGCAAUAGGAUAUUGGCCUGGGUAAUGAAGUUUUCCCCCGUCUUAGGACAUAUGGUUUUUAAGUAGUGUAGCUUGAAAGUAUGUAUUAUCGUUACUAAAUUUAACAUGUAUAAAUCAAUUUCGGUUUGCUAAAUGCCUUCAUAUUGUCGUUACUAAAUUUAACAUAUAUAAAUCAAUUUUGAUUUGCUAAAUGUCUUCAUAGAUAAUCAUUCAGAGCAAUCUCAGUGUUAGACCUCUAUCUAUUUGCCGGUUACAAAGGAUUUGGUUGGAUCAGUUUUAGCUCUGCCACGAUCAGUUCAAAUAAAUCAUGAAAGGUCCUUGAUUUUUUUCCUUUUUCAUGCAUGUUGAUUAGGAUUAUAUAUUAGGUUAGUUGUACGCAUGUUAGGUUCUUGGUUUUAGUUGUCCCCUGCUGCACUCGCAUGUUUACGCUUCACAUUAUUGUAGCUUUCUACAGAUUAUGGAUACAUGCUGUCAAAACAUUGCUAUGCUCCUAACUGCAUUGCUCAGUCUCUUAUUUCUUGUUUUUGGCUUUGAGAUCAGAUGUAGGUGUCGCCUGUUAUAUUGAUGCACUAUAGUGAUCUUAGCAAACGACUUAUUAGGCGUUUUUUAGUUAAACUGGAAUUGAUCUAUGGUGAAAAGACAUAUUUAAAACAAUAAUUAUGCACCUCCUGUUGACCUGUGAUGCCCAUUAUCUACAUGCAAGAGCAGAACUGGAGCUACAAUCAUGCUAGAAUUAUAUUUCUGCACGACACCUGACACUGAGCAUAAGAACUCUACAUUCUCCAUGAUGUGCUCUUAGCAAUCAAUUGCUUGGAUCGGUUAUAUGCUAUGCUUCCAUUGGAUUCUGAUUUGAUGGCACAUCAAAAUUACGUGGGUAAGUUGGUAGAAAAUACAUAGCCUCCCCAAAAAUUACUUCUAUUUCUAGAUGCGGCAUAUCAUUACAGCUUCAAAUUAAGAAGUCAUUUGAAUAAAGAGAUGUAUCUCUAACAUAUUGCCCUGUUGGUGGGUCUCAAAAAAUAUGUGGGGUACACUUGAUGUUCUUUCAUUUAUAUAUGGUUUUUGUUCUACAUUUUUGGGUGAUAUUCUUAGUGUACACACUUCAUCACUGCAUUAUCGUCUUAUAUUUUUCUACUGUGAUUCCCUAUUUCUGUAUAAACAGAAAUCUAGGUUGAAUUUGUAAGCGGAGGAAGUGUUUUUGUUGAUACACCAAAUCUAGGACUUGCGGCUUACCAUGACAAGUGUAACAACUUUUUCUCAUCUCUUUUUAUAUUGCCAAAUAUUUUCAUCUCUACAUGAUAGUUUUUUCUUCAUGGAAUGCCUCCUAAACUAGAAGACUAUCCUUAUGAGUUCAAUGUAAUACCAUAUGACCAACCGGUAGAAGCAUGUUUCUAUGAAGUUCAUUUACUUAUGUGAAUUUUCUUCAUUGUUGGGCUAAAUUAUCAUUUUUGGAAAACUAACCGAAAUGCAAUAGCAGCAACCGUUAGAACAUUUUGAUACAACUAUUUUUCUUGGGUUUCAUUUUGGAGAACAUGGUAACAUGCAAGAUAUGAGUAUUCUGAUGCCCAUUUAUGUUUUGAUAGGUAGCUGAAAAAUUCACCGAAGCGGAGAAUGGAAAGGGUAAUUGUUGAGGGUACUACUAUUUGGCUAUGAUGGUACUACUGUGGAGAAUUGAGGAGAAGAGGGUAAUUGAAGAUCCAUUUUGUGAUCUUACUGGUACAAAAUGAUGCUGACCGCGUGUCAUUUAUGUUGUUCAUGUCAAAUGUUUGGGUGGCUGUUCCCAGUAUUAAAAGCAUUCUCUUCUAUUAUUGAUGUUUCAAGUUCUGUAUAGAAGGGUUCUUAUAUGAGGAUGAUAGAUUUUUCUCUGUUAAGGAGUUAUCCCAUAGAUCUUUUCACCACAUAUUCUAUCUAAGAUUAAAGUUUAAGGCUGCUUAUGUAAAUGUCAAAUUGUAGAUACAUUAUAAGUUUUUAGAUUAGUUAUGUUUCCUCAAUACUGUCUCUGGUUGAUCUGAAUGCCACUCUUCUUUUACCAUCAAUAGUAGUACCACUUUUCAAAGAAAUGCGGCCACUUUUUUCUUGUAGUUGAAAGAAGAUGUUUGUUAUAA